GGCGCGGGGGCAGCAUGGCGGCGCCCGGGGCAACGCGCUGAGGCGGGGGAGGCCGUUCUGCUUCCCCUCCGCACGCGGCUCCUCCCGGUUCUCCUCGGCUCUGCCCGCCGCGAUGUGGCGCCGCCGCCUCCUCCUGCAGGCCCUGGGCCGCCUCCCGGCUCUCGCAGCCCGGGGCCGCCCGCUGGGGCCGGGCGGGGGCCGAGCUUACGCCCCUCCCGCAGAGAGGAAGCGGUUUUACCAGAAUGUGAGCAUCUCACAAGGAGAAGGAGGCUUUGAAAUCAACUUGGACCACCGGAAGCUGAAAACACCCCAGGCUAAGCUCUUCACUGUCCCCAGUGAGGCCUUGGCCAUUGCAGUGGCAACAGAAUGGGACUCUCAGAAAGACACCAUCAAGUUCUACACUAUGCACCUGACCACACUGUGCAACACAGCUCUGGACAAUCCCACUCAGCGAAACAAAGUGCAGCUGAUCCGUGCAGCUGUGAAGUUCCUGGAGACUGACACUGUCUGCUAUCGUGUGGAGGAGCCAGCUGCCUUGGCAGAGCUGCAGAAGAAAGAAUGGGAUCCUAUUGUUGCCUGGGCUGAGAAAAGGUACAAUGUGGCAAUCGGAUCCUCUACCAGCAUCAUGGGACCAAACAUCCCAGCCAGCACCAGGGACACCUUCAUCAGCCACCUGGCCUCCUACAACAUGUGGGCUCUGCAAGGUAUAGAAUAUGUAAUCACCCAGCUGAAAUCUCUGAUUCUGUCCAUGGGCCUGAUUGACAGGCACAUUACAGUAGAGAAAGCCGUGCUUCUGUCUCGGCUGGAGGAAGAAUACCAGAUUCAGCGGUGGGGCAAUGUGGAGUGGGCCCAUGACUAUGAUCUGUGUGAGCUGCGUGCUCGUGCAGCAGCUGGGACUCUCUUUGUUCAUCUCUGUUCAGAGAGCUCGACUGUAAAACACAAGCUGUUGCAGGAUUGAGGCUGCGGGACUGAGUGGAGGAGGAAGAUGCCCAGCAGUGAAUUACUGCCACGAUCCAGAGAGGGUAACCACCGUCCUGCCACAACAGCUUGUCUGAGAUCAGCCUUGUGCUGAGGAACUGUGGCUUUGUGGGCAGCUCCUUGCUGCAGUGCAGCGCCAGCAGUUUUGAGCCCACAAGGAGGAAAGGUCAAGGUGGGCUCCCUCUGCGUAUUCAAGGCAGCAGCACUGUCCAUUACCAGUGUCUGUAAUUCAUCAGAGGAGCUCCCUUGAAAGAAACGGCUUCCUGGGCAGGGCACGGCACAGACACACCUAGCAUAUGCCACAUGUCUUCAUAGCUGCCAGCUCCUGACACACACUUGUUAUGGAAAUCUGAAAACAGACUCCGUUGCAUCUGUUCUUCAUCCCUCUGUGUGCCUGUAUGUAACACCAGGGUCUCUCUGUUUGAUUAAAGGCACGCCUCUGCAAGAUACUGAAA
Gallus gallus (chicken) is the source of this 1433-nucleotide messenger RNA. It is a transcript of the gene ATPAF2, whose product is annotated as ATP synthase mitochondrial F1 complex assembly factor 2. The coding region runs from base 113 to 958 and encodes 281 amino acids. Gene Ontology annotation, biological process: mitochondrial proton-transporting ATP synthase complex assembly. The record is from RefSeq and is a predicted model, not a curated record. The transcript is spliced from 8 exons. Gene Ontology annotation, cellular component: mitochondrion. NCBI's taxonomy places the organism in Eukaryota, Metazoa, Chordata, Aves, Galliformes, Phasianidae.